AUGUCCACCCGCUCCAAGAGAGCCAUCGAGAGCGACGUCGACGAUGCACGCGAGCGGUUUGUAGCGACCAGGCGCCUGUCAAGGUUAGAUCUGGAAGAAGACACGAUCGUGUUUCAAGUCUUCGGCCUGAGCGGAGAUUUCACUGCGUUCCUGUCGGAUCCAUAUCCAAUGGAGGCCACGGUCGUCUAUGGACCUGAUGACUUCGAGUUGCAGACCAGUGGAACAAUAGAGGACACGAUUUUGGCAGUUCUGUCAGAGUUGAAGUCCCUGGAAGCGAAGCCGGCGAAGGACAGACAUCACAUCGGAUCCAACGCGGAAUCUGCAGAAUCCAGUGAUGAGGAGAUGAGCUGGGUCGUGACCGAUCGGCCACCGGAACCUGCAUUACAAGCCGACAUAGACUCGGUUCAGAAGCUGUUUGGCGACGGUGCGGUUGUGCUGACGCAACUAUGCCUCACGACGUAUCGUGUGCGACUCUAUGUGCCGAUCAAGUGUGCGCUGCUGGACACAAGAGUCUGCGCCGCCUGGGGUUUGAAGCCAGAUGUACCCGUCUGUGUGGAUAUCUGCCUGCCUGUGACUGGAUAUGCAAUGGGAGUUGUGGAGCCGUCAAUGCUCGCACAGGUCAGGCAAGAGGGUUUCCCAGAAUUUGGGCUGGAGAAGCAGCUCAUGCAGAUUUUGGCAGACUUCUGUUCGGUUUGCAAGAGCCGGGCGUGGGAGAGCUUUGACUGUGUACAUGAGUCUGUCGAUGAGGAUGCUCCUGAAAAGCUGUUUCGUCGUUUCGAGCUGAAGAAACAAGAACUAAUGCUGCAAGCUCUGGGCGACAGGGAGCUCGGUUUUCUGAGCUGCCUGGGAAGAUACUUGCAGCUGCGCAUGCCAACGUUGAAUGAGUAUUGUGCAAUCUGCGACGCCCCAUUCAUGCUCCCACCCAUGAUGAUGCGCGCAGUGUGCCCACGUGAACUAUGCACUUAUCAAUUUGGGGAGUUUGGUAGUAAGAUUACUUCUGCCGAGGGGCUGAACAACCAUGCAGAAGUCGUUGACUUGCUGGUCUGCAUGCUUGUGGCGGCAGCAAAGUCUUCCAGGAGGCAUAUGAUUCUGGAUCCCUAUCCGAAUGUGUAUGUGGGAGAGCAGCUGCAAGUGGUUUUGCACCCAAACAGCAAGGAUUUCAACAAGUUGGAGACUUACGUGCGGGAACUGGAAGGCAUACGUGCGCGCAUAGGCAACCAGUUCGGCGCUUCCUGGUCUGCCAAGACGUCGUCCAUGUCCGCAGAGGCUGCAGCUCUGUUGAAGUGGACGGUCGCGUCGAACAGGUCCUUCCUGGCACCUUUGCAGGACGAUGAGCGCAUUCCAGCAUUCAGGACCCCUUUCCAGUAUCUUCUCAUCUCUGCGCCACCUGCCAAGGAAGCACGUUUCCAGGAAUUGAAGAAGCAAUUUCGCACUUCCUUUGCCUUUCAUGGCAGCCCAUCCGAGAAUUGGCAUUCUAUCCUGCGCAAUGGCCUGAAGAAUGCAUCCAACACAAAGUUGAUGACAUGUGGAGCUGCGCACGGCGCUGGCAUCUACCUCUCCACUGACCCUGGGACCAAAGUAAGUGUGUAUGCUUUUUCCUCACAAAAAAUCCCCCUGUGA
Molecule: messenger RNA, 1620 nt
Organism: Symbiodinium natans
Lineage: Eukaryota; Dinophyceae; Suessiales; Symbiodiniaceae
Source: the annotation of a GenBank genome assembly